AUUAGAGCUUUUCCCGGUCCACAUAGCUAUUGAAUUGUGGAAACAUCAAUUUUCCAACAAUAGAAUUUUGUUUUACAUUGACAAUAUGGCGGUGGUACAUGUCAUAAACUCGACAACAUCAAAGUCACAAAGGGUCAUGAAAAUUGUAAGAAAACUAGUUCUCACUUGUCUCAAACACAAUAUUUUGAUUAAAGCAAAACACAUACCUUCAAAAUCAAAUUUUAUUGCGGAUUCUAUCUCUCGUUCACAGUGGGGCAAAUUCCGACGGCUAGCACCGGCAGCAGAUCCAUGGCCAACACCGCUUCCCAAGAAUAUGUGGGAAAUUUAACAAGGGAGGCAAACAGACUUAUACAGGGUUCACUAUCAGCAAACACAUACAAAGCUUACCAGGGGGCUCUCACCAACUUCAAAAAAUUCCUGAAUAAUUGUGGGACCACAUUGUAUUUCCCCAUUCCUGUUGAUCAUUUGCUUAAUUUCAUUGCCCACCUUUCUAUUUCAGGUACAGCUUAUAGAACAGCUGCACUGUACAUUAGCGCAUUAUCAUAUAUCCAUAAAUUAAGAGGCAUACAAGAUAACACACAAUCAUUCAUUGUCAAAAAAGCCUUGCAGGGUCUCCACAAAAAGAGAGGUAUCACUUUAGAUUCUCGAAUCCCAUUAACUGUAUCUAUCUUGGAGCAUGUAGUAUCAGCAUUGCCGUCAGUGUGUAGAUCAUCCUACGAGGCAGUGUUAUUUUCCACACUUUUUUCAAUUGCAUAUCACGGCUUGCUUAGAGUAAGUGAAGUUUUGAAUAUCCAUAGGGCACACAUCACGUUUACUAGAAGCAAGGUCAGCAUCUUAAUUCCCAGGUCCAAAACUGACCAAAUGGGAAAUACAACAACAUUGCAUAUUUCCAAACAGUUAAAUUCGGAUAUUUGCCCAGUACAGUGGGCACUCAGGUUUUUGCAGCUGCGUCCUAAUGAUGGUUCCCUUUUAUGCUUUAUUCAUGUCGACAAUAAGGGUGUAACAAGAUACCAAUUCAACUAUGUGCUUCAAAAAGCACUUCAAUUCAGGAACAUUCAAGGACACUUUAGACCACAUAGUUUUAGAAUAGGCAGGGCUACAGAUCUUGCAAAACAGGGGUUUCCAGAUUCAGAAAUAAAAUCUUUGGGCCGGUGGGAGUCAAAAGCUUUCAGAAACUACAUAAGAUUAUAACAUGUUAGCAUUGUUAAAUGGAAUACAGGCUAAUUUUGCCAAAGUAUUCCAGGUUUCAAGACGAUUUGGAUAGUGGGAUCUUCAAUACCUUAUUGGGCUGGUGAGGAGGCAGGGAGGAGACCGGGUGGAAAGAAUCUUAAUCUUGGGAUGGACAUCACUUGGAAGGGAAUUAAAGGGCUGAAAUGGGAAGAUCUUGACAAAGUGUUAACAGAUGAACUCAAACACCAACCACACCCAGAUGUACUAGUCAUUCACGCAGGGUCAAAUGAUCUAACUACGGCUGGCAAUACUGCACUUAGAUUUUCACAUGAAAUUCAAUGUAGUUUGUAUCGUUAUAAUGUAUUGCUUCCUAAGACUUUGCUCAUUUGGUCAACAAUGCUUCCCCGUCUUUAUUGGCAUGGUGCACCUCUUGGCAAGGGUGGGGCUAAGAUUGAUUUAAAACGGCGUAAGGUGAAUAAGGCCAUUAGAAAAUUCAUUACAUCCGAAGUUAAUGGGGCUUGCAUUUUUCAUGACAAAAAUAUCAACGUUCAUCAAAGCAGUUUAUUUAGAUAUGAUGGAACUCAUUUAUCGGAAAGGGGGAAUAAGGCUUAUUUAAAUAAUAUCCAGGGUGGUUUGGAAUUCAUUUUAGGGGGAAAGGGCAAAAUUUUCCCUCCUCAGUAAUGCCCUUUGUUUAUCUAGUCAGAUUUCAGUUGCGAUGACGCGAUGACCUGUAAUUUCCUAGUUUAGGAUUGCUAUAUAUAUAAAUAUUAAGUUUGGUGCAAAUUGUUGUGGGGAACAUCAUAUCGAUGUUAGUGGCGGGGUCAAGGGAGACAUCAGCCUUGUACACGCUUAACCUGUUUGUCUCUGCCCAUCUGCAUCAAAGCAUGAGGGGAAUAUCAUGGCUGUGUUUUAACAUGGAAGUUAAAUGCCAUUGAGGAAAUGUGUAGAAUAAAUGUAAAUUGCUUGGGAUCUGCAGCAUUUCAGUGCUCAGACCCCCUCUACCUAUAUAAAAGUAGGAGAGGCUACAGGCUGGUUGGUGUUAAAAUUCUAAACCAGGUAGCAAGCCAGAGGCAGGGUGUAAAAGCUGUGCAGCUUGUGUGCCUAGCCAUCAUGCGUGUGUCAGGCAUGGGGUUCCAUGGCACUCGCAUCUAAGCGAGGCCACUAGUUUGCCCGUUUGUUUAUGGUAUCCUAGUUGUCUCCCUUGACUCCUACAAAAUUUGCGGCCAUUUUCAUCCAACAUUGUGUGUGUUGUAUUAUUAUGAUCUUUUUUCUCAAUAAAUUAGUAAAGUUACAAUUGGUGUUUUCAAUUCUCAGAGCUGUCUGGAAGACAGUCUCAGUAUAAUGGUAUUGAAAAGGCAGAAAAAGCAAAAAAUAUCAUGGGCUGCAAUAUUCAAUUAAUAUAGAUUAUUGAAAUGAAUAUGAGAUAAUCUCAUUUAAUUGUUUGGAUAGCAUUAAACAUAAGACACAACUUGGUACAAGUUAUCUAGUUCAUGGGAAAGUCAGCAUCAGGAUGAGUUAACUAUUAUAGCAACUUCCUCUUCCUCUUCAACAUCUCAGCCAUUUGGUCAUUAGUAAAAGUUACCCACCCACCACUCCCAAUUUAAAAAAAAAAAUGUAUAUAUAUAUAUAUAUUAUUAUCAUGUAACUGUUUUUUCUUUGAUCACUUAAAUCUGUGCCAAGUAUUUUAUAUUUUUAGGUAGAUUUCAUGCUGUGGACUCAAUCAAGCUAAGCUUGUUCUUUCAAUACUUAGGACUUCUCAAGUGAUUAUUGUGGCAGAUUCACAACCAAUGCCUAUUAAUUCAGGAAGAAGCUGGGAUUUUUAUUAAAAAAAAAAAAAAAAAAAAAAAGUGGACUUUACAUUAAGCAUAUCAAUAUAGUUCUUUUUUCUCUUAAUAUAAAAAUAAUAAUAAUAAAUUCAAUGUCGCAUUCAUUAAGGGGGAGGAGUCAGGGAAACAUUAAGGUAAACAAGAGUACAUGCUUAACCUGUUUGUCUCUGCCCAUCUGCAUCAAAGCAUGAGGGGAAUAUCAUGGCUGUGUUUUAACAUGGAAGUUAAAUGCCAUUGAGGAAAUGUGUAGAAUAAAUGUAAAUUGCUUGGGAUCUGCAGCAUUUCAGUGCUCAGACCCCCUCUACCUAUAUAAAAGUAGGAGAGGCUACAGGCUGGUUGGUGUUAAAAUUCUAAACCAGGUAGCAAGCCAGAGGCAGGGUGUAAAAGCUGUGCAGCUUGUGUGCCUAGCCAUCAUGCGUGUGUCAGGCAUGGGGUUCCAUGGCACUCGCAUCUAAGCGAGGCCACUAGUUUGCCCGUUUGUUUAUGGUAUCCUAGUUGUCUCCCUUGACUCCUACAAAAUUUGCGGCCAUUUUCAUCCAACAUUGUGUGUGUUGUAUUAUUAUGAUCUUGUUUCUCAAUAAAUUAGUAAAGUUACAA
Molecule: messenger RNA, 3593 nt
Organism: Saccostrea cuccullata (small rock oyster)
Lineage: Eukaryota; Metazoa; Mollusca; Bivalvia; Ostreida; Ostreidae
Exons: 1
Coding region: 289-1191 (300 amino acids)
Biological process (GO): DNA recombination; DNA integration
Molecular function (GO): DNA binding
Source: RefSeq, a predicted model, not a curated record